UCGGUGUUGAACUUCCUCGUCCUGCAGAUGUAGAAGAAGACGAAGAAGAAGGAGGAUAGAGGCGUGACGUCGCUGCCCGCAGAGAGGCCCGUGCUGCGGGAGGAGGCAGGCGGAAAAACGCGCCGUGUGGCGGGGACGGACACUGUGACUCCUGCUGCUGCUGCUGCCGCAGGACGGAGACACACGGAGACAAUAAAAGAGCCGGGACAACUUUACAGAGACGCCGCGCAGCCAUGAUAAUGCGACAGCGACUCCGGAGCUGAUGUGACGGAGCAGCACCGGAGCAGCUGGGAGGACGCGGCGGACAGCAGCACCACCUCCUCUCCCCGGGUCUCCUCGCCUCGGCUCGGCGCGGUCACUGCGUGUGUGGUGGUGUUUUUUGGAGGACAUGUCCUCGCUAACCGUGGAGGAGGAGCAGCAGAGAUGGGCACCGACGCACGUCCAGGUGACGGUGCUGAGAGGCAGGGGCUUACGGGGCAAGGGCAAGCACGGCACCAGCGACGUGUACACCAUCAUCCAGCUGGGCAAGGAGAAAUACUCCACCUGCGUGGCGGAGAAGACCACGGAGCCGGAGUGGAGGGAGGAGUGCUCGUUCGAGCUGCAGCCCGGCGCUCUGGAGAGAGGCGGCGGCGGCGGCUGCCCGGCCGGGAGCAACGAGCUGGUGCUCACCGUCAUGCACCGGGCGCUUAUCGGCAUGGACGUGUUCCUGGGACAGGCUGUGGUCCAGCUGGACAAAGUGUUCAACGAGAGCAGAUGUUUGAAAAACGAGUGGUACAGACUCAACUCAAAAACAGGGAAGAAGGAGAAGGAACGAGGGGACAUUCAAGUGACCGUCCAGUUCACCAGGAACAACCUGACCGCCAGCAUGUACGACCUCGUCAUGAAGGACAAGGGCUUCUCCACCUUCACUAAGCUGAAGGAGCGUAUGAGGGGGAAGAGGAGAUCCAGCGAGGAGGACUCGUCCUCGGUCGUCAUGCCGGGCGGACAGGGGUCUCUGUGUCAGAUGCGGAACCGGCUCCCGAGCGAUGGAGGCGGGGAGGAGGAUUACGAGGACGACGAGGGGGGCGAGGCGCGGCGGAGCAAGAUGAGGACCUUUUUCCUAAGAGGGAAGCUGAGGAAGUCGUCAGACACUCGCUCCAGCACGUCACUGGGCUCGGAGAGCAGCGAGUCGUCGUCUCGAGGCGGGAGCCUCAGUCCCACGGCCGGCAUCAGUGUGGUGGUGUCCGACCUCUCCAACUCGCCCAGCAACAGCAGCAACCUGACGGCAGACAACAGCCCAGAGCACACGGCAAACACGUCGCCCAAGUCUUCCUCGUUCAAAUGUGACUUUGGCGACGAGGCCGGCGAGAUCACCAUAGCAGUGCCUCAGCCCACUGUGUGCGUUAACGGAAGCCAUGCCUAUCAACUCCAGCCGCUGGACCCAGGCUCACAAAAACCUGCGGAUUCUUUAGGCCUGGGGUUGUUGCAGAAGUCUCUGCCUCUCUCCAUGUCUCUACAGAACCUCAGCCCGCACGCCUCGCUGGACCCUCACAAAAGUCCCACGGGAGACGGGCGCCGCUGGUCCUUUGACAAACCCGGCGAGGAGGAAAAAGCGGCCAUAGCGGCGGCUUUGGAGCAAAGUGGGCCCAUGCGGGGUGAGGAGGAGGAAGAGGAGGAGCGUUUGGGACAGGCUGCGCCGUCCAAAGCCGCUUCGGCGGCGGACUCGGAAAGCCAGGGGAAGAAGCAGAGGAGGAACUUUUUCUCCCAUGGGAGGAGUGAGUCUGCUGGGAGGGGGCAGAGUCAGUCAGAGGACGCUCCGGUUGCCACGGGGGAGAAACACAAGGGAUGGUUCGGAUCCAAGGAGUCGCACAUCAAACCCAGCUUGGUGGUGUCACCUAUACUAGAGUUCAGCACUGAUCCUUUCCCUCCACUUCUCCCUACUAGUGACUACCCCCUGGGUCCCCCUGUAGAUCCUAAUGCUCUGGUUUCCCCAUUUGAUCACACUAACCCCUUCAGCCAACCACAAACCACACCACCUCCCAUGUCCCCCUGCAACCCUUUCUUCUCUGUUCUCCAGCACAAUCCUUUCUAUGAGGACAUGCUAAUCACUCCGCCCCUAAAACCUUUAUUGCCUCCUUUGCCCUAUCUCUCCAGUUCCCGGCCCCCCAUAGCUCAGCUUUUUCCGCAGAGCCCUAAUCACACCCUGAACCCCGACAACCCAACCGCAGAGGACUCCGCCAGUGAUGCAAAGAAUGACCCGAUGGCCAAAGUUGAGGAAGAAGCCCUUACUCCUGCUCCCAUGGAAGGGGAGAAACCUUUAUGCCAGGACUCAUCCAACCCUUUCAUGUCUGCCAGGGAGCUGGAACCAGAUUCAGAGUGGGACGAAUGCUUUGAAGCAUUUGCAGCUGGCAGGCUGCAGUCUCCCGAGGAUCUCACAACAGAUUGCGAAAUGCAGCAAAGCACUCCCGGUGACCGUCCGCUGGAAAACUACACUAAUAAUGGAACGUUGCUACCCAUAACAGAUGCCGAUCCGAACACUGAUGCAAAUGAUGCACAGCCUUGCAGCAACUUCCUCUCCGUGGCUCGGGAAACCACCAGUCAGGUGACCAACGCUAAUGCAUUCCACCUGGACACAUUUGCAAAUCUCCUUGAGACAAUCCCAGAACAGUUCAGCUUUGAGAGUGAAAAGGUGACUUUGAAUACUGACUCAGCAAAACCCGAUGCUUGCACAGAUACUAAUCACACUAGCAGUACUAGUACUGAUUUAAACAACACUAACAUGCACCACGCCCCCUCCCACACGCCAUCCAUACAGCUCAAUAGCAGCUCCCCAGAUCCUGGUUCGUCAGGUCUUGGCAGUUCAGCUGAAGAGGAUUUCCUGUCCUGUCUUUCUUCUAACUCUGACAAGUUUUCCUCCUCGGAGGAAGCGGAGGCGAGGCACUCGGAAAGCAACAUCCUGGGCUUAGAAAAGGCGCCUGCAUUCACCGUGGUGAAGAAUUCCAAGCCCUUUUCAUCUGAAGAUGACGUCUCUGACAAGCCAAAUGAUCGGAUUUUGUUCGACGCAGUUCAGAAAACUGUCGAUGAGAGGGUAGACAGUACUCAUACACAGCCACAAUCCCCAGUGAUCUUUAAUCCACAAGUUACAAACACUAGAACUGGAGUUGCCGAUACUGAGACACUAAACGUUUCUAAAGUCGCGUACCCGGACUUGUUGCCAAAACUCUCCGAACUGCAACCAGAAAUCAACAUCUCCUCACGACCUGAUGAUGAAAGUAAAGGGAACGGUCUAAACAGCCCCAUUAUAGAUUUUUCGACGGAGCUCGUUGACAGCCCUGUAAAUAAAGAUGUGAAGAUUCUGGCGACUCCAGAUGAUGAAUUCCCCACUACACUUCCCGCAUUUAACAUCCUGACCUCCUCCCCUGAUGUGAUGCAGAGUUCAUGGGACUUUGGCAGCACUAGCUCAGGAGGCCAACAAGAAGCUCGCCACUUUUCCCCGGUGCCAUUUGGUGCUUUUGGAGAUGUAGAAAACUUUGACACCACCACUCUACUUCACACAAGGGUGUCUGACCAGAGCUCCACCAGCUUUCUCCAAAGCCUUUAUGUGAGCACGGACUCGCAGAACUACCAGACCUGUGAGUCUUCCAAGUCCUCCAGUGUGUCAGAACCACACUCUGCAAACUCAACGCUCUGUGGUGAGCUGAGUGACAUCCAAACGACUACUUUGGGCCUACAAGACUCCUUCAGUGCGUCCAAGUCACCCAACCCUAAGCAAACUGACAGAUUUGAAGAAUUCUCUUGUGGAGUUGAUGACAAGGCAGAAACUCCCAAGGCUCAUUUUUUUAUACCAAAUACCUCUGCUCUGCAACCUCUUCCUGCACCAUUAACAGACUCUGAAAAGACCCGCUGUCCCAGUGAAGGAGGUGUGGAAAGCCAGCAUGUCGUCAUGGAUGACAGGUUCUCAAAAAGCCCCGAGUCCCAGUCUGCUACCCUACACCGCUCUCAAUCUGAGGGCACCCUGACGCAUGCCUUUCAUGAUCUCCUUCUUCCCUCCUUUGGCAGCGAUCCUGGCGCCAUACAGGAGUCCUCCAUGGCUCCGCCAGGCCCUGCCCUCUCCUGUCUCACCUCCUUUGCUCCUUCUUCUCUAACUCCUAGUAGCUCUCCUUUCGUAGCACUCUAUUCCUUCCCUUACCCCACCAACGUUUUGGCGAGGUCAUCAGCCGGUACGGCAAGAGCCGCUGUGCCAAAGACUGAGGAGAUGCAGCAGCAGCAGCAGCAGCAGCAGGAGCAGGAAGCCAGUCAGCAGAACAGUCCUCACCCAGUGAAGCCUCUGACCACUGCCAUGUUGGCCGCCGAGGAGAAGCGGACGGAGGGCCGCUCAGUGCUGGCCACCGGCCUGGAGAAGCUCAAGUUCACCAUCAGCCCGGGGAGGAGCAGCCAGAGCAGCACCAGCGAGCAGGAGACGCCGGACAGGAAGAAGUUUCUGACCGAGGGCGCGGGGUCGUACUAUCACCUGACCCACAGCGAGCUGGUGGCCCUGCUGGUGCAGCGGGAGGCGGAGCUGGAGAGGCAGAAGGCGGAGUUUGAGCGUCACAGGGUUCUGCUGGCCAAGCGCGAGGGCGAGCUGAAGAGGCUGAAGCCGCAGGUCAGAGAUCUGGAGGACUACAUUGACACACUGCUGGUGCGCAUCAUGGAGCAGAAGCCCACGCUGCUGCAAGUGGGCUCCAGGGUCAAGUGACGAACAAUUUGGGGGGGCGUGUUUCGCAGUUCAACCCUCAUGUGUUCACUCUAACCUCCACAGCAGCUCUCUAGUCUUUUCACUGCUAAGCUGUCUCUUUUUGAUACGAAUAAUUAGGCAAGGAGACAUGUCGGGGGUUAGUGUUUUUCCUGCCGGUGUGCUUUACUGAGCUGGAAGCGAAUUCUCGUGGGAAAGGUUCCCGGUCCCGGGGGGCGGGGGGGGGGUUAGUUCUGAAUGUCGCGGGUCCUCAGGUUGUUUUCAGGUUCACACAGACGAGCGAGUCCAGUGUCCGCUGAAGCCCACACUCCUCAGUUUUCAGUCUCCUGGUUGUAGAGAACACCGAUUCUUUCCUUCUCACCGCUCACGUGUCACUUCUAUCACUUUAUCACAAAUACGAAGUAUUGUAGAGGCGUCAGUUCAUAACAAAGUGUCCAGUAACCCCACAGACUGCACCUGUCUUCAUAUAUAAAAUGCAUCAUUUCUGCCGUCUGUGUUCUAGAGGCUCAAAUAAUGGGAAAGUUUUUAAAAUGAGCGAUCUGAAAACUUUUGCCACUUUUGCUCAAAACAUUGCUCAAACUGACAACAGUUAAUUUAAUAUUAAUAGGCUUGCAUAAUUAAUGAAAUCAGGUUUCAUAAGGUCGGAUUUGGGAGUUUGAUGUAAUUAAAAGUGAUCAAACGAGAAUUUUCUCUAUUGCACGUCAUAAUGCACAAUAUUAUGAAAAAUAAAGGCAAUAAAGUGAUCGGUGCAGUGAGGAUUUCAUAUUUAACUAAACCUAACUCAAACCAGUGGCUACGUAGAGCGAGGAAAAGCAGGCUUAAAUCGAUACAUUGAUAAAUAGCUGUCAAAUAACACAGAGAUUUCAUUUACAGUGAUUUAAAAGAGCAAUAUUAGGUCAAAUAAAUGUACUAUUUGUUUCAGAUGUGAAGGAAAUACUCACAAGUAAAAACUGAGCAGUUCCUGCACUGAUUUACGUUUAUUUCUGUAACUGUGCGGCGUUCCAUUACAUCGGAAAUCGGUAGUUGGGAGUGAUGUCACUAAAAACACACAACACAAACGUAUCUCUCUUCAAUUACAAUGCUUCAAUCAGGGGUCUCAGACUCCAGUGACCUGGGGGGGCCACUCAAGUCAAAAAAAGUCACAUUUUUGGGGAAAAUAUAACUCUUCUGUUAGGGGCAGAAGCGAUAUGAGCAUUAAAUUAUGUCAUCCUGACGUCACAUUAUCAAUUAUUUGGGGUGAUAUUUCAAAGACUUUCAAAAUAAAUGUGUUUAUUGUGAAACGGCACCAUAUAUAAUAUCCUAUCCUAAAGGGUUCUAUGUGAACGACUGAUUUAAUGUGAAACAAAUAUGACAGAAGUGCAAUUAACGCCAACGCUCGCAGUGUUUGUGUCGUGGCAGCCGUCCCGGAACCCCGCGUGAGGAAAUUCCCGAGUUCCGACUACAAAUGGAACGCGCCAUUUAUCGCAGGUGGGGCUCACUGGACGUUGUUCUGGGCUGACUCUCUACAAAAAUGCUCGAAAAAAAAAAAGAGAAAAGUGUUCUUAGCCAGCGAGUGAAUGCUUUUUUUAUUUCCACGUCUUUUAUCCCUUAUUGCUCGUUCCUCGCUGCCGCCCGCCCCUCACUUUUCUUUCUAUUUCUACGGGUAAAAAUUACCCACGAUGCUCAGCCACAUAAGCUAAGUGAUUGUCGUAGGGGGUCGCAGUGUUAUCAGGUGAAGACGGUAUCCGAACAGUAUCACGACGAGCCAUCGCAGCUUCUCUCUGAUCUCGCCGCUUCUGCCUCCCCGUGUGUGUGUGUGUGUGUGUGUGUGUGUGUGUCUGUGUGUGUUAUCGACACCACUUUGAAGAAAUCCCUGCGACGUGCUGGUACUCGACUCUCGCGCUUCCUUCACUGUCACAUCUGCUUCGUCUCAAAAGCUGCUUUCAGGUGUUAUAAAGGGAUAUAUAUACUGCGUUCUACAGCAUAUAUGCCGUACUGAAAAUGCCAAAUGCUGCCUUAUUUCCCUCCCUCCGCUUUAUUUUAGAAACACAGCACUUCAUUUUCGGGACGCGGGGCAGGUUUUGAGAAAGACAAAGCCAUCUGUUCACUGAUUUAUUUUUGUUUUCCUACUUCCUCUGAUGCUUUCUGUUAUGAUAUUGUUUAGAUCACUUGCACACAAAAAAAAAUAACAUCAUUGUAUGCGUACUUUUUUCCUGUGACAUGCCAAAAAGAAAAGAAACAACAACAACAACAAAAAAAAACAAGCCUUGAAACUUAAAUCUCUGGAGCAGAUUGAUUCACCGUGAAGUAUUCUGAUAUGACGAUGCCACAUUUAACAGCGUUUGUGGAUGUUCUUGCACUACUUAAUCAUCAGAAAAAUGACUCUGCUGUACCUGUAUGGAAUUAGAUUAGUGUCGAUAUUUUCAAACAACACUUUUCACAAAUUGAGUAAAAAUGAAAAUACACAAAUUACAAAUAUAAUAUGGAUUUAAUCAUUCAAAGAUGUAGUAUUUCAUUUCUUGCGCUCCCUCACUUGUUUUUGCGCCGUGGUUUGCGAUUCUGGCCAUGGGCGGGGCUUGAGGAAGCUGCCUGCUGAUUGGCUGCCGAGUCGCUGUCCGUCACGUUAGAUACCUGCAAUUACUUUGUCGGAUGUCGACAGGGAAGACUUGGUGAAUGAGUUCCGGACGGACAGCGACUCUAAGCUCGUGACUACUUCCGGUCCAUUGAGCUGUGUCACGCCAAAACUCAGUAGCCAAUCAGCAGGCAGCUUCCCAAGCCCCGCCCAUGGCCGGAAUCGCAAACAAAAAAACCACGGCGCAAAGGCAAAAACAAAAAGGUGUAUUUUCAAACAAAUAAAAUUGAAUAUGUUUGAAUGCUUAAAUUCAAUUUGCAAUUUGUGUAUUUUGAUUUUGUGGUUAAUUUGUUGUAAUCUAAUCCCGUAUACCUGUCUGUGUGAUAUCGGUAUAGUUAGACGUUCGCUGCACUUUCAUUAGUCGCUCUGUGAUUCUCGCACUCGGCCGUCUGUGACACCACGAAUAGCCCCGCGAGCUUGAAGCGCACGGAAUCGUCGUUCCAUAACCUCGCCACGCCACGUCCGCUGUGCGUUCGCAAAUAGCACGUGCAUAGACGACUGUAGAGGCAUAUUAAAUGUGACUCGGCACUUACGAAGCGCAGUCCUCUUCCAUGUCUUCCAUUUUUUUGAAAAAAAGCAAACGAGUCCUUUGUUCGUUUCUUUCAUUUAAGUUUGAACUGAUUGUAUUUUUGUCCUCGAUUGUGUAGCCAGUGGAAUGUGCGUAAGGAUGUGUGUGAGGUUGGAAAGUUUACAAUUCGUGAUGCAAUUCUGUUUCACAAAUUUUGUAUAUUUAAUAAAGAAUAUUUUGUGUUUCUUGCUCACUGUA
This is a messenger RNA of Solea senegalensis (Senegalese sole), 8088 nucleotides long. RefSeq names its product RAB11 family interacting protein 5a (class I) (gene rab11fip5a). Lineage: Eukaryota; Metazoa; Chordata; Actinopteri; Pleuronectiformes; Soleidae. Gene Ontology annotation, biological process: regulated exocytosis. Gene Ontology annotation, molecular function: small GTPase binding. The transcript has 6 exons. The coding region runs from base 389 to 4714 and encodes 1441 amino acids. The record is from RefSeq and is a predicted model, not a curated record. Gene Ontology annotation, cellular component: secretory granule; phagocytic vesicle; recycling endosome.